This is a messenger RNA of Trichoderma virens Gv29-8, 876 nucleotides long. RefSeq lists its product as uncharacterized. NCBI's taxonomy places the organism in Eukaryota, Fungi, Ascomycota, Sordariomycetes, Hypocreales, Hypocreaceae. The transcript is spliced from 2 exons. Bases 123 to 713 code for a protein of 196 amino acids. The record is from RefSeq and is a predicted model, not a curated record.
CUAAACCGUCUCUCGCUCGUCUCGUGCUGUCGACAUUCGUUUUUGGUGCUUCUUGCGGACUACUUGAAUAACUUACUAUACCUCACUUAAUACUUACAACAACAACAACUUAAUCAGUCACGAUGCGUUUCACCGUUGUCCUGUCCGGCCUCUUUGCCGCCCUCGCUGCCGCCGCCGAGUCUGGCUCAGCCACUUCUGCUGCUCCGGCUUCUUCUGUCUCUCUCGACCCUGCCCAGCAGUCCCAGUACGCCUGUAUCCACGCCUGUGAUGCUGGUGAUGUCAACUGCCAGGCUCACUGCAUUGCUGUCCCCUCUCCCGACCAGUCUCAGGUCAACGCCACCACUGCCUGUGUUGCCAAGUGCCCUCAGGGUGACGGCACCCCUGCCCAGACCAACACCUACAAGCUGUGCAUCGAUAAGUGCAUCCAGGACCACUACUAUGUCACCUCUGAGGGCACUCCCUCCCAGACUGCCGCUGCUGGCGACCACGCUGCCAACACUGGCACUGACACUGCUGCUGCUCCUACCGGCUCCUCUGGCUCUGGCUCCUCCGGCUCCGGCUCUGAGGCCUCUGGCUCUGCUACUGGAACCAAGUCUGGCAGCGCUACCAAGACCGGAUCUGGCUCUGCCGCAACCACUACCAACGCUGCUCCCGCCAUCAUUGCCUCUGGUGCCUCCUUUGUUGGUGUCAUUGCUGCCCUUCUGGCUCUGUAAACUCUGAGAUAUCCCCUUGAUUUUCUGUUAUCUUUUUUCAGUUCGGUUGGAUUGGUUAAUGGAAGGGGUUUAAUUCGGGAUUCGGGGAUUUAAUGAAUUGGGGUUGUGUGUAUUUACAUCCAUGGGUGGAUAGGGUAAUAAAAAGUGUCUGUUGGGACAAAAG